AUGGCGCGGCAGCUGCGAUCGAAGCUGGCUGCAGCCCGGUCGCCAGCAGAGCUGGAGAAGCUGCUGGGGCAGCUUGAGCCAGCCAACUGCGAGCAACUGGACAUCUCCACCCUCACGGCCCUGGUGCACCGCCUCGGCGCUGGACAAAGGUCCGGACUCCGGCAGCUUCGUUCCGCGCUGGCUAAGCGGAUGCCUCGGGCAACGGGACUUCAGCUGGCCAAGCAGGCCUGGGCCUUGGGCCGCCUCUCUCGAGUAAAGGGCGACGGACCAAUGGCCAAGGAUGGCGCGGUCAAGUUGAGGAGCUCCUUUCACAACUCUGCGAGCGCCUGGAGGCCCACCCACCCUCAGCUUCGCCUGCGGCUGUCUCCUCAGCCGCCUGGGCCGCCGCCAGGCUCCAGCACGCCUUUCCCAUUCUGUCCGCCGAGUCCACCUUGGCGAGCAUGCGCCCACAGGAUGCUUCCAUGA
This is a messenger RNA of Symbiodinium natans, 465 nucleotides long. NCBI's taxonomy places the organism in Eukaryota, Dinophyceae, Suessiales, Symbiodiniaceae. The record is from the annotation of a GenBank genome assembly.